AGCCAAGUAACAUGGGAAAGUUAGGAAUUUCUGGGGAAUUUUCUAUUCCUUGUGAACUUUCAAAAAUUUCUCGGAACUAUUGGGAUUAGUAAAAAUAAUGUUUUGGUGAAAGGGUUAUGAUACAAUAGCCUGUUAAGUUUGAUCUAAAUAUUCCUCUGUUGUGGCACAUCAAAACAAUAAUAGAAUCUUUGUUUUGUACCUGUACCUUAGGUCUAUCAAACUUCGUUCUAAGAGUUUCAGGCUGUGCAUAGAGUCUGUGCUGGUGUGCUAGAAGCUCUCAGUAAAAAUGGAUCUCUUGCCAAUUGAUACAGGGUUUAUGCACAGUGUUUCUUGACCAAGUACUUGUCUGUGAAACAAAAAUUGGUUUGAGUUAAAGGGCUUCAAACUGUACAACUUUUCAUAUAACUCGGACCACACUCUGCGUUAUGAAACCAAAACUUGUAGACAAGCAGGCAGAUAUAAUGAUUACUCACCAAAUAGUUCACCAAGUUAAAGUAAAAAGGGCAAAAGCAGAUAAUCAGAAAACAAAAAAAUGCAAAGGAACGGACAAAAAUAAAGAUUCUGAAUAAUUUAGCAGACAGUGCCAGUUUAAAAACAGAUGACUCUAUUGUUAUAGUGACAAUGGAGUACGCCUGAAGCAGGAAUCUUUAGGCUUAAUAAAAAAGGAUGUGAAUAGACAAGAGUUCUGUACUGAAAGCUCAGAAUUGGAAUAUGUGAAUGAUACCUCUGCCAUAAACAAUGAUGUCAAACAUGAGUUUAUAGGACAUAAGUGGACCCAAAUUAAAAUGCAGUAGCAAAGGAAUGCAAAACUAUCAAAGGUACAAAGAAGAAUUUAGUAACACCAACGAUAGAAGUCAGUAUUGAACCGAUUAAAAAACCAUUAAAAAAAGCUAAAUACGAUCGUACCAAACCGCAAGGUUAUAGCUCGGUCACUCCCAUGUAUAUCCGGACGCCAGAGAAACUUUUCCUUUGCAACAUAUGCUCGUACAAAACUGCGGAUAAGUCUAACGUAGUGAGGCACAUGAGAACUCACACCGGUGAAAAACCUCACGCCUGUGAGUUUUGCGACCUAAAGUUUUCGCAAAAGAGUAACCUAAUACAACACACAAACACCCACACCGGAAAAAAGCCUUACUGCUGUGAGCAAUGCGAUUAUAAAUGUACAGUGAAACAUAAUCUAAUAUGCCACAUGAGGAUUCACACUGGAGAGAAACCGUAUUCUUGUGAGAACUGCGACUUCAAAUGUGCACAAAUUAGCACUCUCAAAUACCACAUGCUGAGUCACAGGAGUGAGAAACCAUAUUCGUGUAAAAGUUGCGACUACAAAUGCUUGCAAAUCAGCGAUUUAAGAAAGCACACGAGACGUCACACAGGUGAGAAGCCGUAUUUUUGCGAGCAAUGCGAUUAUACGUGCUCACGGAAAUACAGUUUGAAUAGGCACAUGAGAAUUCACACCGGCGAAAAGCCUUAUUCUUGCGAGCUCUGCGACUUCAGAUGCUCGAACUCCACCAGCCUUAAAACCCAUAUGAUGACGCACACGGGUGUUAAUCCAUUCUCAUGUCAAUAUUGCGACUAUAAAUGCAAGAAAACCAGUGAUCUCAUAAUACACGUACGGACACACACCGGCGAAAAACCUUACUCGUGUGAGUACUGUGGCUAUAAAUCCGCGAGAGGUAAUUUAAAAAUCCACAUGAGAACUCACACUCGUAAGAAGUCGAAUUUACGCAAGCUAGUCUCUAAAACCCCACAUGAGAACUCACACUCGUAAGAAGUCGAAUUUACGCAAGUUAGUCUCUAAAACCCCACAUGAGAACUCACACUCGUAAGAAGUCUAAUUUACGCAAGCUAGUCUCUAAAACCCCACAUGAGAACUCACACUCGUAAGAAGUCGAAUUUACGCAAGUUAGUCUCUAAAACCCCACAUGAGAACUCACACUCGUAAGAAGUCGAAUUUACGCAAGCUAGUCUCUAAAACCCCACAUGAGAACUAACACUAGUUAAAAUCAAUAAAUACCGCAAGGUAAAAGUAGACUAAGUAUAGUCUGUGAUCUAUGCCCAACGGUUAGUAGUUUAAUCUGUAUUAGUAUGUUGUUAUUUUUGAUUUUCUUUCUGCAUCGUAUUAAUUUUG
Pararge aegeria (speckled wood butterfly) is the source of this 2128-nucleotide messenger RNA. Its product is annotated as zinc finger protein 525-like. The transcript has 4 exons. Gene Ontology annotation, cellular component: nucleus. The coding region runs from base 938 to 1768 and encodes 276 amino acids. Gene Ontology annotation, molecular function: DNA-binding transcription factor activity, RNA polymerase II-specific; RNA polymerase II transcription regulatory region sequence-specific DNA binding. Gene Ontology annotation, biological process: regulation of transcription by RNA polymerase II. The record is from RefSeq and is a predicted model, not a curated record. NCBI's taxonomy places the organism in Eukaryota, Metazoa, Arthropoda, Insecta, Lepidoptera, Nymphalidae.